UCAUAACUAUUUUGAUAAUUCAACAAAUAAUUGUAUUCUGAUAUUCAAAAGAACUUUUUGAUUUUCGAAAAUUGAUGGACUUAUUAAAUGUUUUCGACAGAAUAAAGUGUAAACCAAUAUUUCAGAAAUGGCUUGUGGCUCAUUAUCACAUAAUGUGCUCAUCUCGGAACUCGAACAGAUUAUGAACAUUUUGGAACGAGGUACAAUUGUCACAAGAUUCUAUUUGAAAAAGCGGCCUGAGAAACGAACAUUGAGACUACGAAAAGAAACGCGACAGAUUCUAUGGUCCAGGACUAGUAGUACCAAUAAUAAGACAUUUGAUGGCUCUUUGGACCUCAAAGAUGCCAAAGAAGUACGUUGUGGUAGAAAUAGUAAAGAAUUCGAUAGAUGGCCUGAUGAAUUAAAGAAAUUUGAAGCGACCAAAUGCUUUGUCAUAUUUUAUGGAAACGAAUUCAAAUUGAAAACUCUGUCUGUUGUUGCAUUAUCCGAACAAGAAUGUGAACUGUGGCUAAAAGGUUUGUAUCAUCUUGUAAAUGAUACUGUUUGUGCUCCAUAUCCAUUGCAAGUUGAAAGAUGGCUACGCAAAGAAUUUUAUAUCAUGGAAAAUUCGAGAGAAACAGUAACAUUGAAAGAUGUAAAAUCUUUUUUUCCUCGAGUUCAUUGCAAAAUAUCAACCAGUAAAUUACGCGAGUUGUUUCAAGAAGUCGACACAAGGAAGCGCAAUGAGCUUAAUUUUGACGAGUUUGUCUCCCUCUAUAAUAAACUUAUCUAUAAUUCAGGGAUUUUCAAUGAAUGUUUUUCAAUGUAUUGUUCUGCUGAUGAUACAUUCAAUGUUCAAAAUCUUACUAGGUUUCUGAACGCUGAGCAAGAAAGUUUAUGUCUUGAAGAAGAACUUGUGGCUAAACAUAUGAAAGAAUAUUUCAAGUAUUGUGGAAAAGAUUCAAAUGAUAAGCUACAAUUUACCGCAACAGACUUUAUGGAUUAUUUAUUUUCAAAACAAAAUGAGAUAUGGGAUCAAUAUUAUGACAAUAUAUUUCAGAACAUGACAAAACCACUUUCACAUUAUUGGAUAGCUUCUUCUCAUAAUACCUAUUUAACUGGUGAUCAAGUAUCUAGUGAAAGUUCAAUUGAGGCAUAUGUAAGGUGUUUACGUUGGGGUUGUCGCUGUAUAGAAUUAGAUUGUUGGGAUGGUCCAGACGGACUGCCAAUAAUAUAUCAUGGACAUACAUUAACCAGCCGAAUAAAAUUUUUAGAUGUCUUAAAAACAAUUAAAGAACAUGCUUUUGUUACUUCUCCGUAUCCAGUUAUUUUAUCAAUAGAGGACAACUGUUCAAUACCACAACAGCGAAAUAUGGCAUCAACUAUGAUUGAAGUUUUAGGAGAUAUGUUAGUUACACAACCAGUUGACCGGAAUGAAACUAAAAUGCCUUCACCUGAUCAACUUAUGUAUAAGUUCAUAAUAAAACAUAAAAGACUUCCAGAUAAAGUUAAUGGAGACCAAGCAGUAACAAUUAGACAUCAUGAUGAUUCUAAAGACACUGAUUUAAGAAAUACAAAAAAAAACGGAGUACUUUAUCUAGAAGAUCUGCUGGAAAAAGAAUGGAGACCUCAUUUUUUUGUACUUUCUGGUAAUAAACUCUAUUAUACAGACCUCUGUAAAACAGAUAUUGAUAAUGAAGAUGAAGCAGAAGGAGGAGAGUUGGAAACUUGUGAAGUAUCAAAUGCAAAUCGAUUAAGAGAAGGUAUACCUAAUGAUGAAUUACAUUUUGGAGAAUACUGGUUUCAUGGAAAAUUAGCUCGUGGUAGAAAUGAAGCUGAAGAACUAUUGAAACAGUAUCAGCAUUUUGGAGCUGGUACAUUUUUAGUAAGACAAAGUGAUACAUUCAUUGGUGAUUAUUCCCUUUCAUUCUGGCAUUUAGGUAAAGUAAACCAUUGCAGAAUACGUUCAAAGCAUGAUAGAGGUCAAAUAAAGUAUUAUUUGAUUGAUGGUGCUACAUUUGACAGUCUAUAUAGUUUGAUAACUUAUUAUCGUACAUAUCCAUUACGUAUACAAGAGAGCUAUAUUAUUUUAAAUGAACCUGUACCUCAACCUUUAAAACAUGAAGGGAUGAAUUGGUAUCUUCCUCACGUUUGUAGAAGUCGAGCAGAGGCAUUAUUGAGACGAGUACCACAAGAAGGUGCAUUUUUGGUGCGACCAUGUGAAAAUGAUAAACAUCUUUAUGCUAUUUCAUUUAGAGCUGAAAAGAAGAUUAAACACUGUCGCAUUAAGCUUGAAGGUCGAUUAUACACUAUUGGUGUAAAGCAGUUUGAAAGCCUAGUGGAACUUAUUAAAUAUUACGAACAAAAUUAUUUGUAUAAAAAAAUUAAGCUAUGGUUUCCUGUAAAUGAAGAUAUUGUUCAAAGAAUGGGAACUGAUAUCGACGAUUCUUCUAUUUCGUGUACUCCUGGUUAUAUGGAUCCGAGUAGUUUCAUCAAGAAGGUUACUGUAAAAGCAACAUUUGAUUAUGAGAGCCGACAAGAUGAUGAAUUGUCAUUUUGUAAGCAUGCUGUAAUUACAAAUGUAGUGAAACAGGACAGUGGUUGGUGGCGUGGUGAUUAUGGUGGAAAACGCCAACAUUGGUUUCCCAGUAAUCAUGUAGAAGAAUUACAGGAAGCACACAUAGAAAAAUCUGACAGUGGUUCAACAGAGUCGAUGUUUUUGGGAAAUUCACAAAAAGGAAGUUUAGACUUAACUGGUGCUUUAGUUGAGAUUGGCAAAUUAAAUCAAUUAAAACUUGAGUGGAUGAUCAAAAUACAAACUUCUAAUGCAUGCACCCCAUUCGUUGUAGGCGCAGUAUCACGGGAACAAGCUGAAGAAUGGAGAAAUCUUAUUAUUGAAACUGCUCACAAUGCCAGUGCAAGAGAAACAGAAAAUAAAAAAAUGGAAAGACAGUUGAAAAUUGCCAAAGAAAUAUCUGAUCUUAUUAUUUAUUGUCGAUCAGUGGCUUUUUGUCUAGAAACUCAACGAGAACGUGGAUUUGUACAUAAUGAAAUGUCUUCUUUUCCUGAAAAUAAAGCGGAAAAACUUAUGUGUCAUCAAGAAAGUGUGUUUUUCUUUCGUUAUCAUCAAGUUCAAUUUAGUAGAGUAUUUCCUAAAGGUCAACGCAUUGACUCUUCUAAUUAUUCACCAAUAGCUAUAUGGAAUACAGGAUGUCAGAUGGCUGCUCUGAAUUACCAGUCACCAGAUAAAGCAAUGCAAUUAAACCAAGCCAAAUUUCGUUUGAAUGGUGGUUGUGGAUAUGUAUUGAAACCAGAUUAUAUGUUAGAUGAAAGUGAUAAACUUUCAACUAAUUGGAUGGAAGAGACAUUGUCUAUAACAAUUUGCAUUAUUGCUGGUCGACAUGUUGGUAGACCCGGCCGUAAUGGAAUUUCUAAUCCAUUUGUUAUUGUUGAGGUGUAUGGAGCUGAAUACGAUUCAGGAUUAAAAUUAAAUACCCGCACAAUACCUGACAAUGGAUUUAAUCCAGUUUGGAAUGAAACAUCUGAAUUUGAAAUUGCAAAUCCUGCAGUUGCAUUUAUUAGGUUUGUCGUGAAUGAUGAAGAUAUGUUUGGUGAUUCUAAUUUCAUAGGACAAGGAACAUAUCCGAUAAUUUCAUUGAGGUCAGGCUAUAGAAGUAUUCCAUUAAAAAAUGGCUAUUCUGAAGAUAUUCCUUUGGCAUCUCUCUUAUUACAUAUUACAAUCAGAAGUAAUACUGUUAGUAAAACAAACAAUAACUUUUUUUUAAAAUCACUAAGUUAAUUAUUUUGAGCAUAAGUAAAUGAUUAUUAUUUAUUUCUAACUAAUUAUUUUUUAACUUUUUCAUUUAAAUAAAUAAUAAA
This is a messenger RNA of Rhopalosiphum maidis (corn leaf aphid), 3858 nucleotides long. It is a transcript of the gene sl, whose product is annotated as 1-phosphatidylinositol 4,5-bisphosphate phosphodiesterase gamma-1. Lineage: Eukaryota; Metazoa; Arthropoda; Insecta; Hemiptera; Aphididae. The coding region runs from base 128 to 3778 and encodes 1216 amino acids. Gene Ontology annotation, molecular function: phosphatidylinositol-4,5-bisphosphate phospholipase C activity; protein binding; calcium ion binding. The record is from RefSeq and is a predicted model, not a curated record. The transcript has 20 exons. Gene Ontology annotation, biological process: lipid metabolic process; phosphatidylinositol-mediated signaling; positive regulation of epithelial cell migration.